AUGCUAGAAGCGAUGAAAGAUAUUGGACUCUUGAGUUCACAAGCCGUAUCGGCUCGGCGAGCGUUGUGGAUUCGCCAGUGGAACGCAGAUGCUGAUUCCAAAAGAAAUAUGGAGGCUCUCCCAUAUAAAGUCAUCAAUAAAUGUCACAAAGUAUCUGUAUCAACUGACAGACUUUACUUCCACUGGUCCACAAUUGUCUGGUUGACUUUGGAAAUGGUUGAUGGCUCCGUUUCCCAAAUAUGCAGCUUUCACAAGCAGAUAGUUGCAAAUGUGUCCGGCUGUGACCAGAACAAGAUGCUGGACUGUUUCAUGGCAAAAACUGAAGAGGAGAUCAUCGCUAUAAGUUCUGUCCUGAAAUUCCUGGCCCUUCCCGGGAACAUAGACGGGACGUUCUUUCCCAAGCCUGUAGAACAGAUUCUGGCUGAUAAGGAGAGUAACCCUGUUCCGUUUAUGACUGGCGUGACAGAGCAGGAGUUUGGUUGGGUGGUUCCAAUGGCGUUGAAUAUCAGCGGCAUUAGAGAAGGAAUGGACCGAGAAACCGCCCACAAAGUGCUAGAGAACAUCCCCCUGCUGGGUCGUCUGUCCGGCCUCACCUCUCUGCUACUGGAUGAGUACCUGGGGGACGACACCGAUCCCGCUGUAAUCCGCAGCCACUUCUUUGACCUCUGCGGAGACUUCAUGUUUGUGAUGCCGGCACUUAAGAAGUCCAAAUAUCAUAGAGAUGCCGGGAAUCCAGUCUACUUCUAUGAAUUCCAGCGCCGUCCAUCACUCUUUAAGGAUUCUAAACCAGAUUUUGUCAAAGCCGACCAUGGAGAUGAGCUGAUCUUCGUGAUAGGAGGACCCUUCCUGCCAGAUGGUCUGCUGUUCACAGGUGCCGCGGAGGAAGAAGAGAAGGUACUGAGUAAGACAAUGAUGAAAUAUUGGGCCAACUUUGCCCGCACUGGCAAUCCCAAUGGGCCGGGCCUCACCUACUGGCCUCAGUACAGCCAAGACGAAGGUUAUCUGAAGAUUAAUCUACAGCAGGCGUCUGCUACAGGGCUGAAAGCGGAUAAGUACAAAUUCUGGACGACAACCAUUCCCAAAAGACUCCAGGAGCUGCAGAAGACAGGGGAGGCCCAUUCCGAGCUGUAGGUGAUCACCAGACCAUCCUAGAGAACAACGAGACCAAGACCCACUCCAGCCGUACUCUGUAUGGGGAACACGUGCAGGUAGCAGGUCCCGGGCUCUGUAUAACCUAGAACACACCAUGCACGGAGCUGCAGGAUCAGAAGAACUUCCUACUAACACCUAAUAAGCGUUUGGUUUGAUUGAUGGUCCAAAGUUAAGUAUUGAUACUGAGAAAUAUGAUCAAAUUACUAAUUAAAGAGAAAAAAUGUUUUAUA
Molecule: messenger RNA, 1382 nt
Organism: Pseudophryne corroboree (corroboree frog)
Lineage: Eukaryota; Metazoa; Chordata; Amphibia; Anura; Myobatrachidae
Product: pyrethroid hydrolase Ces2e-like
Exons: 9
Coding region: 1-1131 (376 amino acids)
Source: RefSeq, a predicted model, not a curated record